Conger conger (European conger) is the source of this 981-nucleotide messenger RNA. Its product is annotated as CBY1-interacting BAR domain-containing protein 2-like. The transcript has 9 exons. The record is from RefSeq and is a predicted model, not a curated record. Gene Ontology annotation, cellular component: ciliary basal body; ciliary transition zone. Bases 1 to 981 code for a protein of 326 amino acids. Gene Ontology annotation, biological process: cilium assembly. NCBI's taxonomy places the organism in Eukaryota, Metazoa, Chordata, Actinopteri, Anguilliformes, Congridae.
AUGAAUUCUUUAAUUUCCAGAGAUUCGCAGAUCAAGCUGAUGGAGUCCACCGUGACCAACACGGAGAAGCACAUGGGCCAGUUCUGCUCCAUCCUGGCCGCCUACACCAGGAAGACGGCCAGGCUGAGGGACAAGGCUGACCUGCUGGUGCGGGAGCUCAGCGACUUCGCCAACACCGAGGAGCCAGAGCUGCGUGCCUGUCUGAAGAACCUGGCCGAGGACCUGGCCAUGGUGCAGGACUACCGCCAGGCCGAGGUGGAGCGGUUAGAAACGAGAGUGGUCGCGCCCCUGAAAGCCUACGGGGACAUCAUCAAACACAAGCGUGCAGAUAUAAAGAAAUACAACGGUGAACGAAACAGGGAACUGAAAGAGGUGCAGAAGUUGGACAGAGUUCGGCUGAAGAAUCCAUCAGACAGGCAGGGCAUUUCUCAGGCCGAGUCUAACGCCCUGAAGGCUUCCACCAACAUGAACCGGAGCUCACGACAGCUGGAGGAGACCAUCAUCGACCUCCAGAGGCAGAAACUGGAGGAUGUGAAGAGAACGUUCUCAGACUUCUUAACCGUGGAGAUGGUCUUCCAUGCGAAGGCCCUGGAGGUUUACUCAAGCACUUUCCAGAACCUGGAAUGUCUGGACAUUGAAAAGGACCUGGAGAUGUUCUCCAUGCGGUUCCAGGUGUACGAUAACGGCGCGGAAAAUCAGACCCUGCAGAGCGUUCGUUUCAACUCGUCCCUGCCCAGAUACCCCAGCCCCAGCCCCACCCACACCCCCACCCCCUCCUCCCUGAGGCAACACACGAUAGAACACCCCCGCAAGGCUCGCAGCAGCGGAACCCUGCGCAGACAGCAGGAGGUGGACGAGGAAGAGGAGGAGGAGGAAGAGGAAGAGUACGAAUCAGACGAAGAGGAGAAAGAGCACGAACUGAGGAGCACGAGGGAGUCCUACGCUGCUGAGUACGUCAGAGCCCGGAGACACAGGAAGUGA